GGCUUCUGGAAGACCCUCGUCGUCACUGCUGGGCUCAUCUCGAAGGACCUCAGAAAAACGGGCCGAUGUGCCCAAUCCAUGUCAGCGUGCGCCCGAUCCUCCCCAGGCAGCCACUGCCUGUGCAGGCACCUGCGCUCAAGGAGGGCCCGCCCGCCCGCGCUCGGGGGACGAUGGAGAGCUUCCUGACCAGCAUUUACGCUGGUGACGACGUGUCCCGGCCCACCUUCCUCGAGCUGGUGUACCAGGAGCAGCUCUGCGACUUCCCGCGCCCGGCCAUCCAGGUCCUCAUAGCUAGGAGAGCGCGCCUCCCUGGCUGGUGCCGCUGCUAGCGCGCUGGGAAGCGCUCUACAGCGGCGCCGUUCUGCUGCUGCAGCUGGGGUACCUGCGCGGGCACGCGGCGAGCCUCUCGGAGCACUUCUGCGGCCUGCGGCGGCAGCAGGCCGCUCCCAGGCGCCGCCUCUCGAUGCUCGAGGAGGUGGAGCUCCAGAGGCAGCGCAUGUUGGCUCCGGGCCUAGCAGCGCGGCAGCAGCUGGCUUCCCUGGUGGCGCUGGUGCUGCUGCCGUGGGUCCGCCAGCUGCUGGAGGCCCGCUGGCAAGAGGUCGCAGCGUCCGGCGCGCGCAGCGCUUGGCAGCUGCUUCUGCUGAGGCUCUACCCCGCGGUGCAUGGUGUCAGUGGCACGGUUGCGCUGGCAUACAAGGUGUUGUACAUGCUCGGGCAGACCGACAUCUGGUCGCCGAGCCUGCACCUCUUAGGGCUGAGGCUGGUGAGGCACUUCCCGGACCCUGCCGGCCUGGACGAUGCCGAGCCAAAGGGGAAGCUCGUGCGCAUUUGGGGGGCGCUGUCUGCUGGUUGGAGCGCCUCCCUGUGGGGCGCCGCCUACGCGAUGCAGUUCGCGCAGUGGUGGUUCGCGCGCGAGCACCUGCUGCAGCCUUACCGGCCGCGGAGGGUGCCCCCGCCGCCCCCGCCGAGGCCGCCCUACGCAGAGGACGCCCCCGUGCUGGCGCCUGCGGCGGCCGCCGGCCCCGGCGGCCCCGGUGCGCCGGCUGCCGAGGGCCGGCGCCUCGUGCUGCUGCCGCAGGACCGCACGGUGUGCCCGCUGUGCCACCGCGUGCGCCGGAACCCGGCGGUGUCGGCCGCUCGUGGCAGCGCCCGGCAUCCGUGCCUCGUUCCGCACGUGCAGCGCCAUGGACACUGCCCCGUGACCGGCGUGCCCAUGGCGGUGGAGCAGAAUACGGCGGAUCAGAGACGACGCCGAAGGCGCUGGUUGAGCACAGCGGCGCCGAUCGUUGGACAAAAA
Molecule: messenger RNA, 1297 nt
Organism: Prorocentrum cordatum
Lineage: Eukaryota; Dinophyceae; Prorocentrales; Prorocentraceae
Source: the annotation of a GenBank genome assembly